AUGUCCUUGGUGCUUGCCAGCUACGCACCACAGAUCCAGGACAACCAAAGUACUAGGCGUCGAUGCAUGUGGCGCGCUCUUCACUUCAUCUGCUCGUACCACUUACAGGCCAUGCGGCUCAUCCCCGCUGAGGGCCAGCUCAAUGCGCCAUACAACUGUGUUGAUCGCUGGGCGUUCGAGACACCCGAAAAGGUGGUUGACACGCUCGCACUGGUACAGUCCGCUGCCAUCAUUUACGAGGCAGAUGAGCCACACCUGGGAAGAAAGCUGAGCUACAAACAGCUGUUGCAGCAGGUAUGUCAGCUUGCCAAUAUGCUCAAAAGCCAAGGUGUCAAGAAGGGUGACACGAACGACUCGAGCCUGCAAGCUGUGGGGGAAGCAAGCGCGCCGAGGGAGAUAGAAAAGGUUUUCAUUGUAGCGCACCAGUUCGGAUUCUCAAUUCUUGAGUGUGCAGAGCUGAUCAAUGUCACAAAGAUCGAUACGAUUACUUUCGCCGUGCUCUCGUCAAUCAUGGCAAAACACCUGGAUAUGGUGCAACAAAUCAAGCGCAUCCACGGACUAAGACACAUGCACAAUGAGUAUGUUGCCAUUACUUGUGCUAGGCAAACGGGGCAGUGGGACAAUCAGAAGCAUGAGAACAAUGAGAAUAAUAAGAAAGAAGGAAAAAAGGGGAGCAAAAGGAACAAUGGGAACAAGGGAAACAAUGGGAACAAUGGGAACAAUGGGAACAAUGGGAACAAUGGGAACAAUGGGAACAAUGGGAACAAUGGGAACAAUGGGAACAAUGGGAACGCUGAAGCUCUGCAUGAAGCAAAAGCACAGUCCGACUCCCUCGGAAAUAUUUCGACUCGACUCUACGGCGAAGUAGACUUGAUAUCGUGUAUGAUGAAGAAGAGCUGGUAG
Molecule: messenger RNA, 903 nt
Organism: Acaromyces ingoldii
Lineage: Eukaryota; Fungi; Basidiomycota; Exobasidiomycetes; Exobasidiales; Cryptobasidiaceae
Exons: 7
Coding region: 1-903 (300 amino acids)
Biological process (GO): acetyl-CoA biosynthetic process
Cellular component (GO): cytosol
Molecular function (GO): acetyl-CoA synthetase activity
Source: RefSeq, a predicted model, not a curated record